UUUUUUCAUUUUCCACUUUUUUCUUCCAGUCCGGAGAAAGAACGGAGCUAGCUGCGAUUUGUUUUUGGGUUGUUCUUUCUACUUUUUUUUUCUACUUCACUUUUUUCUCCCAUUCCCGAGACAUGCUUUCCCAGCGGCAGUGGUGAGAUGGACGAUAAAUCAAGGCAGGUUUUUGGCGCUCUGGUGGCUGCUCCUUGCCGCUGUAGGCCAAUGGCAUGGCCAGUCCAGGCUCCAACUCUGGUCCAGGCGGGUCAAAGCGGGAAGGCAACGUCCUUGGCGAACAAGGGAAGGGAAUGAGAACCUUUGUUCUUUUCUUCCAGUUGUCGAUAUUGAGGAUCUGCCACCUCCACCCCGCCCUCACUGGCUUCAGUUCAAGUUGUGAUUUCGAUUUAGGUCCGCCGCCCAGGUAAAACGUUAUCAGGCACGCUGCUCUGGCCAUGACCGGUAACGACGGACAGCCGUAGAGAAGAGAUCUUCAGUUCACAAGCCGAGGAAGUGAGAAGACAAAGUAACAUGGAGAUACCCGAGACGAGAGAGAAAAGAAUCCUGAUCGUCGGGGCAGGCUGCAGCGGUCUGGCCGCCAUCAAAUGCUGCCUUGACGAGGGGCUCACCCCUGUGUGUUUGGAGAAAUCUUCGGACAUCGGCGGGUUAUGGAACUUUUCCCAAAACCCCACCCAGGACGCAGCGAGCAUUUACAACAGUCUGGUCAUCAACACCAGCAAAGACAUGAUGAUGUUCAGCGACUUUCCGCCCCCGGAUGACUUCCCUUUGUUUCUAACCCACAAGAAAGUCUUGGAGUACUUCAAACUGUACACGGAAAAUUUUGAUCUUCUGAGGUAUAUCACGUUCAACACAGAAGUUCGGAAUAUUGCGAAGUCUCCCUGCUACGAUGAAACUGGAAGAUGGCAAGUGAGGUAUGCUGUCAAAGUGGAGGCGACGGCGGCGUCGACUCGUGGUGGGAAGACAGGAGAGGAACGUGACGUCAACACUGAGACUGGUGACGUAAACAAGGAGACAAUUGACGACAACACGGAAACCAGUGACGUAAACACUGAAACCGUUGACGUUUUUGACGGAGUUAUGAUCUGUAGCGGGCACCACUCUGUCCCGCACGUGCCAGACAUCCCCGGACUGUCGCAGUUUGAGGGCACGGUUCUUCACUCACGUUCUUACAAAGACGCUACGCCUUUUGCCGGACAGAGGGUCGUCAUACUGGGCAUGGGCAACUCUGCCGUGGACAUUGCGUGUGACCUGGCCCGUUCCGCGUCACAGGUGUAUCUGAGCUCCCGCCGCGGCGCCUGGAUCGUGCCAAGGACAGCGUUCUGGGGUCUGCCCGCGGACAUGUUGGCCAACAGUCGCGUGGUGUUCACCAUGCCGCUCAGGCUGCUAGACUGGUGCGUCCAGAAACAGGCCAACUUCCGGAUUGACCACGACACGUACGGCCUCAGGCCCGAUCACGGUGUGCUCAACUGUCAUCCAACCAUCAACGAUGAACUGCCAGUUCAUUUGGUGAGUGGGCGUGUCCAGGCCAGGCCACGCCUCUUCCGGGUGGAGCAAGACGGCGUCUGGUUCGACGACGAGACGUUCUGUCAGUGCGACGUCAUCAUCAUGGCCACCGGCUACGACUAUCGGGCGGACUUCGUGAAUCCAGAAAUCUUCAAGAUCGAAAACAACUGUGCGAACCUGUACAAGUAUAUGUUCCCGGCUAACCUCCCGAAGCCCACCUUAGCCGUGAUAGGACUCAUCCAGGCCAUCGGAGCUGUGAUGCCGAUCUCAGAGAUACAGAGCAGAUGGUUCGCUCAAUUGUUCACAGGGCAGGUAAAAUUCCCAGAACCGUCGGAAGUGUUGAAAGAUAUUGCCGACAAAACAAAGGCAAUGGCUGAUCUCUACGUGAAAUCCCGGCGACAUACUAUGCAGACCUUCUGGAUUGACUACAUGGACCAGAUCGCCUCCAAGAUAGGCGCCCGCCCUUACCUCUGGAAGAUGAUGUUCUCUGACCCAGAGUUGGCGCUCAAGUGUUACCUGGGUCCUUGCCUACCAGCACAGUACCGCCUGCAAGGCCCCGGGGUUUGGUCUGGAGCAAGGGCCUUUAUCGUCAGUGCCUUGUCCCGAGCCACGGCGGCCAAGUACGCUGGACAUGUAAAAACGCCUGUGCUCGUUUCUGGGGGCCCGUCAUCUCGCCAGUUCGCCUCUCACAAAGCAAGACUCAAGAGUUCAAAGGGCCCGAAUGGAAAAGCGCCAAGUCUACCUCCGGAACCGGGAAAUCCCGGAGAUGACGUCACGACCGGCACUUCCGGAGCGGAAUGUGUAGGUGCACAAGCAGAUGACGUGUCAAAUGGAAUAAAGAGAGGAGAAGGAAGUGCGGAUAGCGAGGGUCGGAAUGGAAAACUUGCGGGGGAUAGUCGGUCACGUGACUACGAGAUAUCUGAAGGUCAGGGUCGAUUUGAAGAGGAUAGACGAUGGGCCAGAUGGUCUCCUGAGUGGAUGACCUUCACCUUUUACUUGAUGGUGAUGCUGAUCUGUUGUGUGGCCUGGCUACUCAGUUUUCUGUUCAGUCAGACAGGCAAUCUUAUCUCGCUGUUGGACAGGCAUCUGUUUCUCUCUGAAUGACUCGCAUACACGUCUUUGUCCCUAUGCUGUCUGUGUAUACAAUUAUACCGGGUGCCCAUUGUGGAUGGGAUCGGGUCAGGUUCGCCCGACUCGUCGCCUGAAAACAAACAACUUUGCUAAUUGAUUUUGUUACUGGGUUUUACCUGAUUAACGUUGUUUUAUGUUUUUGGGG
Molecule: messenger RNA, 2782 nt
Organism: Aplysia californica (California sea hare)
Lineage: Eukaryota; Metazoa; Mollusca; Gastropoda; Aplysiida; Aplysiidae
Product: flavin-containing monooxygenase 5
Exons: 10
Coding region: 514-2610 (698 amino acids)
Molecular function (GO): NADP binding; N,N-dimethylaniline monooxygenase activity; flavin adenine dinucleotide binding
Source: RefSeq, a predicted model, not a curated record